AGCAGUAAGCUGUAACUCCCUUUUCUGGAAAUCGUGGGUGAGAAGCACACAUAAGAAAAUAAAACACAUACAAAAUACUGACAAGCAAUGGUUAUUCUCCAAAAGGGGGAACAUGUGUGGCUCGAAAUUACUUCUGAGAGCAAAGUGCCCAUCGGUGCAGUGGUUAAAGAUUCUCACAAUGGAGAGACAUUGCUUGAAGAUGAUGACGGCAAGGAACACUGGAUCUCUGCCCGAAACAUUACCAGUAUCCAUUCCAUGCACCCGAGCUCAACCCAAGGAAUGGAUGAUAUGAUCAGACUGGGUGAGCUUAAUGAAGCUGGCAUUGUCCAUAAUCUGCAUAUCCGAUACAAAGAGAAAAGCAUUUAUACCUACACUGGAGCCAUCUUAGUAGCUGUAAAUCCAUAUGAGGAGCUCCCACUCUAUAACACUGAACACAUCCAAAUGUACAGGAAUCGGCGUAUUGGGGAGCUUCCACCACACAUCUUUGCUUUGGCAGAUACCUGCUUCUUCAACAUGCAGAGAAAUAACAAUGACCAGUGUUGUGUCAUCAGUGGAGAGUCUGGAGCAGGGAAGACUGAGAGCACAAAGUUAAUGCUGCAGUUCUUGGCAUCAUCAACUGGUCAGCAUUCCUGGAUUGAGCAGCAAAUUAUAGAGGCCAAUCCUAUCAUGGAAGCCUUUGGAAAUGCAAAAACCAUCAGAAAUGACAACUCUAGUCGUUUUGGCAAAUACAUUGAAAUUCACUUCUCCAAGAACAAUGUGAUUGAGGGUGCUCGUAUUGACCAAUUUCUCCUGGAAAAGUCACGUGUAUGCAGACAGGCUGCAGGAGAGAGAAACUACCACAUAUUUUACUGCAUGUUACUCGGAAUGAGUUCAGAACAAAAGAAGCAGCUAAACCUUGGCAGCUGUUCAGACUACAAGCAUCUGACUGUGGGCAACUGCAUAGAUUGUGAGGGGCGCAGUGAUAUCAGGGACUAUGCUGAAGUCCGCUCUGCAAUGAAGAUUCUUCUUUUCUCUGAACAAGAUCAGUCUGACAUAAACAUACUGCUGGCGUCUAUUCUUCACUUGGGCAAUGUGGAGUUCCAAAGUGCAAUGUAUGGCAAUAGUGAUGGCUGUGAUGUUCGUGAGUCUCAGUCCAGCCACUUGUCCGCAGUAUCGUCUAUGCUUCAGGUCAAUGCAAUGGAACUAAGAAAUUGCCUUAUCAAACACACCCUAAUAGUACGAGGAGAGAGUGUUUCCAUGCCUCUGAGUUGCUCACAGGCAUCUGAUGGCAGAGAUGCCUUUACAAAGGGCAUUUAUGGCCGAAUGUUCAUGUGGAUAGUGAACAAAAUCAAUGAGGCUAUUUUCACACCAGCACCCAAAGAAGUGGCAAAUGAGCGCAGGCAUAUUGCAUUAUUAGACAUCUUUGGUUUUGAACAUUUUAAUACAAACAGCUUUGAGCAGCUGUGCAUUAAUUUUGCCAAUGAGCACCUUCAGCAGUUUUUUGUGCGUCAUAUAUUCAAGCUGGAGCAAGAUGAAUAUGCUGCAGAGCAGAUACAAUGGCAAAUUGUGGAUUUCUCUGACAACCAACGUACAUUGGAUAUAAUUGCUCUAAAGCCCAUGAACAUCAUCUCACUUAUUGAUGAAGAAAGCAAAUUUCCCAAGGGAUCAGAUGCCACCAUGCUGACGAAACUUAACAAAAUUCACAGUAAAAGUAACAUAUACAUUGCAUCUAAAAGUGUGCAUGACACAAAGUUUGGAAUAACCCAUUUUGCAGGACUGGUACAAUAUGAAACAGAAGGAUUUCUGGACAAGAACCGUGACUUGCUGAGUACAGAUUUUAUCCUUAUGGUCCACUCUUCUACCAAUAAAUUCUUGAAGCAGGUCUUCCAGUUAGAUAAAAACGUCAAUAAUUCCUCCAUUCGUGGAAUCAUCCGGAAUUCGGGCCUCAAUGGCCAGAAGAUCUCAGACACAAACAAGUCAUUACCCACUCUUGGAGGACAGUUCAAACAGUCACUGGAGCAGCUGAUGAAAAUUCUGGGAAAUUGCCAGCCUUACUUUGUCCGUUGCAUCAAGCCCAAUAAUUUGAAGAAGCCAUUGCUCUUUGAUCGUGAGCUUAUUAUUCGGCAACUGAGAUACUCUGGAAUGAUGGAGACCAUACGAAUCCGAAAAGCAGGGUAUCCGAUCCGUUACAGCUUCUCCGAUUUCUUUCACAGAUUUCGAGUGUUGAUGCCAUUAGGUUCUCAGAAUCGCAAGAAGUUGGAUCACCAGGCUUGCAGUGUUGAUAUUUGUGAAGCUGUUAUUGGAAAACAUGAAGAAUGGAAAGUAGGAAAAACAAAACUUUUCCUUAAGGAUUUCCAUGACACUAGACUGGAGGUGGAGCGUGAAAAAGCACUCAAUAACAAAGCUAUCAUUAUCCAGAAGGUUUUGAGAGGUUAUAAAGACAGAAAAAGGUUUCUUAGACAGAGAAAGGCUGCAGUGAAGAUUCAGGCAAUGUGGAGGGGAUUUCAUUGCAGGAAAACAUAUCUGAAGAUGCGACAUGGUUUCCAGAGGCUGCAAGCACUGGUGAGAAGUAGACAGCUUCGUCUGCAGUAUCGAAAAUCUCAGUUCAUCAUUACAAAACUACAGGCAAGAUGUAGAGGUUAUCUCCUACGACAGAAGCGUGCUCGGGAAAAGAAGGCAGCAUUGGUUAUCCAGACUUACACUAGGGGUAUGCUGGCUCGUAUGAAUUACCAGAAGCAAAAGAACAAUGAGAUCAUAAACCUGCAAGAACUGAAUAUGCAAGAACAAAAGAGGAUGAAGCAGAGGGAAAUGUUUCAAUCCCAAGAGGAAGAAAACCUGGCCAUGGUGGAGCAAGUCUUUGGCUUUUUGCCUGAGGAUGACAUGGAUUCCCCAAAGUUUUUAGUAGAGACAGACCUAGAUUCACUGCCUCUUAAAAUGGGGAGAGGCAUCGACCACCUGGCAGAUUUCACUUUUCCCAAAUUUGGUGCAACCUACUUUCAGGGCUCAGCAACAGACAGCCAUAUUCGAAAGGCGUUACACCAGCCACUUCUAUAUCAUGACGACCAAGGCGAUGUUCUGGCCUCAUUAGCUGUUUGGAAAAUUAUAUUACGUUUUAUGGGGGACCUUCCUGAACCAAUGUUAUAUGCUGCCAGAUCUGCAAGCCGGGGCAGCUCUGUGUUAACACAGAUAUAUGACACCUUAACCAAGAAAGACAAAAUUCAAGCUGGAAUCAAGGAUAAUAUACAAAGUUCAAUAAGAAGCAACUCAAGAGGAAAAUAUUCCAGAGAAAUUUCCUCAAUGAAGCUGAAACGAUCUUCAAAAUUAGCUGUGCAGGUUUCAAAUCAGCUGAGCAGCGGACAAGAUAUACCAGAUGAUGACAGCUCUCUGAUAGAUAAACCAAUGUCUAUGUUGGAGAAACUACAUUUCAUUGCUGGCAAUGGAAUCCUGCGUCCUGAAAUUCGAGAUGAGAUUUACUGCCAAAUCUGCAAACAGCUCUCUGGAAACAACAAUAAGUCUAGUUAUGCGCGUGGCUGGAUCCUGCUGUCUCUUUGUUUGGCCUGCUUUCCACCUACAGAAAAGUUCAUCAAGUACUUGCAGAACUUUAUCCGUGGAAAGCAGAUAGCACACAGUGCUGUGUGCAUGAAACAGUUGACUCGAGUUAUGGCUAAUGGAGCCCGUUCAGAACCACCCAGCUGGCUAGAGCUACAGCAAAUGAAGGGAGCAGCAUCUCUAGAAAUACCUAUCAAAAUCAUGAAUGGAGAAACUGUAGUCAUCCAAUCAGAUUCUGCGACCAAUGCCAAGGAGGUCUGCAGGAGCAUUUCCCAGGAGCUAAAGCUGACGGAUACUUUUGGAUUCUCCAUUUACAUAUCAAUUUAUGAUAAGGUUUGGUCACUGGGGAGUGGGUCAGAGCACAUCAUGGAUGGUAUAUCUCAGUGUGAGCAGCUAGCCAGAGACCAGGGCGACCAAGAGAAACAUGCACCUUGGCGCCUGUUUUUCCGUAAGGAGAUUUUCACACCAUGGCAUAACUCUUCAGAGGAUCCCAAGAGUACCGAGCUAAUCUAUAACCAGGUUAUACGUGGCCUGUGUUUUGGAGAAUAUCACUGUGAGAAGGAAGAAGACAUGGCAGAGCUGUUGUCUAAACACUACUAUCUUACAUAUGGGGUAAUCUUGAAGGAUGAAAUGAUAAAAAAUGCUGUGAAAGACUGCGUACCAUCAAAGCAACUGGCUAAUAAAGGCACUCACUGGGCAAAUUUGUUAAAAGAAACACAUGCUAAGGCUCAGUUUGUGACAAAUAAGACUCCAGUACCAAAAGUAAUGGAAACGGUAGUGGAUUACUCAUGGCUCCAGUGGCCUCUGUUGUUUUCAAAGUUCUUUGAAGCAUCCAAGUUUUCAGGCCCUAGUAUCAACAGGAACCAUUUCAUUGUUGCAAUACACUGGAAGGGGGUCAGUUUUCUAGAUGAAACUGAGAAGAAGCUGCUGGAUCUUUCUUUUCCUGAGUUAAUUGGCGUCCAUACUAAAAGGGCUGCAAAGGAGUUUGGUCAGUGCUGUGUUUUAAAUACAGUUCGUGGAGAACAAUUUGUCCUAACAUCACAGAACAGUGAAGACAUCUCUAAGCUGCUUCUUUACUUUGUGGAUGGCCUGAAGAGCAGAUCUGUAUAUGCAGUGGCCCUGCAGGACAGCUUCCAAACAGCAACUGAGAAAAACAACAAAACAGAUGAACCUGAGCUUUUGAGUUUUCGGAGUGGAGAUCUGCUGCUGCUUAACAAGAGUCCAGAAUUCCAAUCAGGGUUCAACUGGACCUAUGCCAAGAAUGAGAGAACUGGCAAUAGUGGGGCUGUGCCUUUGGAUGCUAUCCAUAUUGUACCAAGCCUUAGCAAACCCACCCCUGAAAUAAUACGACUGAUUGCAAUGUCUCCUGAACAGCGUAAGUCAGAAUUUGUUAAUACUCAGGUUGACGACUUUGGCGAGGCAGAAGAGGUAAAGCCAUACACGCUGGAGGAAUUUGCUAUGCAGUAUUUCAGGCCUCCCGAGCCAGAGUCUGUUUCCAGGGCUUUCCUCCAGAGAUCGCGAGGCAAGACUCAACUCUGGGCUUACUCCAGGGAGCCCCUCAGACAGCCUCUGCUCAAGAGGGUGUGUGAUAUACCUGAUCUACAGGAUUAUGCGUGCCAAGCCUUUACUGAUAUCAUGAAAUACAUGGGUGACUAUCCAUCAAAGCAGUCUCGCUCCCUAGUUGAACUCACAGAUCAGAUCUUCUCAGGACCCAUAAAUGAGGAAGCUCUAAGAGAUGAAAUCUAUUGCCAGAUAUUAAAGCAAAUGACAGGAAACAACAACAGCUAUAGCAUGACCAGCGGAUGGCAAUUGCUUUGGCUCUGUACGGGGCUGUUUCCACCCAGCAAAGUUCUGUCGAAUCAUGUUCAAAAAUUCACUGAGAAUCGUCGAAAAGAGCCAUUAGCCAAGGACUGCAGACAAAGAAUGCAAAGAGUGCUACAAACUGGUCCCAGGAAACACCCCCCUCACUUGGUGGAGGUUGAAGGCAUACAACAGAUGAGCACCAAGAUCUUCCACAAAGUGCACCUGCCAAAUGACACAGAAGAAACAUUUGAAGUUAAGACUAACACAAGGGUGAGAGAGGUGUGUCAGAAUAUUUCCAACAAACUGCAGCUGAUCUCCUGGGACGGCUUUAGCAUCUUCUUAAAGUUAGGAGACAAGGUUAUCAGUAUGAAUGAGCAAGAUUACUUCUUUGAUUCCCUGAGGCAGCUGAAUGACUAUAUCCGGAAGAGCCGUCCCACUGCAGGAGCUACAUUUUCCAGUUUCCAGUUGUAUUUUAUGCGGAAGUUGUGGGUUAAUGCCAACCCGGGAAAGGAUAUUAAAGCUGAUUGCAUAUUUCACUAUCACCAGGAGCUUCCGAAAUAUUUGCGUGGAUACCACCGCUGCUCCGUAGAAGAGGCUGGGAAUUUAGCUGGGCUGAUAUAUAAAGUUCAGUACAAUAAUGACCGUACUCAGUUUGCAAAUCUAAAUAAGGUUAUGAGAGAUUUGGUUCCAGAGUACCUGCAGCGCCUCAUUACACCAGAAGAGUGGAAGAAGAACAUCAUAGCUGCCUAUAAUAAACAUGAGAAGAAAACGGUGGAUGAAGCCAAAGUGGCAUUUCUGAAGCAUAUUUGCAGGUGGCCAACAUACGGCUCUGCUUUCUUUGAGGUCAAGCAAUGCUCUGACCCAUCCUACCCUGACAUUUUGCUCAUUGCGAUAAACAGGCUUGGAGUAUCACUCUAUCACCCAAAGACAAAGGAGUUGCUGGUCAAUCACCCUUUAAACAAGAUUUCUCGCUGGAACAGUGGCAACACAUACUUCCAGAUGACAACUGGAAGCCUUGUGCGAGACAACAAGAUCCUGUGUGAGACGUCACUGGGCUAUAAAAUGGAUGACCUGUUGACAUCGUACAUCAACUACUUUCUGUCAAAGCAGCAAAAUGCAAAGGAUCCAUAGUGCAGCUGUUCUGAGACAUCUGAAUAUACUUAAGCUGAGAAAUGAAUAGUACCCAAUCUGUGCCUGAUGCUCAGCUCAAUAUAAAACCUGGCAGUCGGAAUGGUAACUGCAGAAACCAGUCUAUCCUUAAAUCACCAGCUGGCACCAGCAUCUGUCUUAUCUAUACUGAUAAACAUUAGUGCCUAGUGUUUCAUUCAGUUAAAUGAAGAGAGAAAUAUCUAUUUUGUGAAAAGCCAUCUGGGAAACUUUUGUAAUAUCAUUAAUUUUACACUGAUUGCUACAAGACAUAUCUAUUCACUGACAUAUCAUUGUCAAGAUCCGGCAAAGCAGAUGUGCGUUGUCUGGACCUUCUACAGAGCGUCCCUGUGCCACAUUAGUGUCAGAACCGGUACCAGAUUUUAAUGUAAGCAAAUAAUUUACCAGUCCUGUACAUCAAACUGCCAGAUGAUUCAGAAAACCUCUCCUCCCUGUAGCAAAAGGAGCCCUAAAAGUAUUUGUGUCACGUUUCAUAUAAAGCCAGAACCUAACAGCUGUCACCUAAUGGUCUAUGGGACUUAUCUAUCCAAGCUGCAUACUGCUGACAAGUAAACCUGCAGCUGGUAAAGU
Nanorana parkeri is the source of this 7068-nucleotide messenger RNA. It is a transcript of the gene MYO7B, whose product is annotated as myosin VIIB. The transcript has 48 exons. Gene Ontology annotation, molecular function: cytoskeletal motor activity; ATP binding; protein binding. Gene Ontology annotation, cellular component: myosin complex; cytoskeleton. The record is from RefSeq and is a predicted model, not a curated record. The coding region runs from base 88 to 6462 and encodes 2124 amino acids. NCBI's taxonomy places the organism in Eukaryota, Metazoa, Chordata, Amphibia, Anura, Dicroglossidae.